AUGCUAACAACAGUAGCUCGAAGAAUUAUGUCAAGUUUGCCCGAAAAGGGAAGAUCACUUAUUGCUGUAUGUCAACUUACAAGCGAUCACGAUAUAGAAAAGAAUUUUGCGAUCUGUAAGGACAUGAUCGAAAGAGCGAGUUCACAGAGAUGUAAGAUGAUAUUCUUUCCGGAGUGCUUUGACUCUAUUGGUAGGAACCGGGAGGAAACCAUAAAUUUAGCGAUAGAAGAAGAGAGCCCAUUUAUUCGGCGUUUCAGGUCUUUAGCCAAACAGCACGGUAUCUGGAUGUCUCUCGGUGGCUUUCACAACAAGGUGAGCAUGUUAUUUGCAACACAAUUGCUGUAA
Haemonchus placei is the source of this 345-nucleotide messenger RNA. The record is from the annotation of a GenBank genome assembly. Lineage: Eukaryota; Metazoa; Nematoda; Chromadorea; Rhabditida; Trichostrongylidae.